AUGGGGACGUCUCUUCUGUCUCCGAGUAGCUCGCUUCUCUCUAAACAUCAACGAGAGACCGCGGCCGAAAGUUCUCGAGCGAAGGCGGUCAAGAAGGCCCGUCACGAUGAGACGGUCGAGACCACCCGAGCGGCGGAAGGGCAGGAUAAUGUUCCCCAGGUAAGUAUCUCCGCGUCGGGGUCUGGAGCUGUGCUGCCCGCCUCUCCUGCCACAUCGGGGGCAGUUCCGGCGAUUUCGAAGGAUGCUCCUCCGCAAUCUGGCGUGAGGCCACAGACAGGAGUUCCAGCGGUUUUUGCGUCUGCAUCAGGAGGUGCGGUUGAGAAAGCGAUCUCCAUUCCUUCUGAUGAAGAGGAGGAGGUUGGAGAUGAAGAGGGGCCCAUAGGCUCAGCUGAUCCUGCCCAUGAGGCUGCUGGCAAAGAGGAUCCUACGUCUUGGGUGAGUCGCUCGUCUGGUGACACGGGCGAAUCUGAGGAGGAUGAUGACGUCUCGGUUCAUGAGGCGUUGUCCAGUGAGGAAGAGGUGUUGGCUCGUGAGGAUGCGCCUGGCCAAAUAGAGAGAUCUCCUGCCCCUGCGGAAGCGUCGGCUAGGGAUCGUCCAUCAGCGCGAGAGUCGCUUCCACUCCGCAAGUGA
Asparagus officinalis (garden asparagus) is the source of this 630-nucleotide messenger RNA. RefSeq lists its product as uncharacterized. Lineage: Eukaryota; Viridiplantae; Streptophyta; Magnoliopsida; Asparagales; Asparagaceae. The coding region runs from base 1 to 630 and encodes 209 amino acids. The transcript has 3 exons. The record is from RefSeq and is a predicted model, not a curated record.